CUACCACGACCUGCUCAUCGUUCUGUACGACGUCGACGACGUCCCAUGCGUCCCCUGACCUUGCACGCCUCCGCUCUCAACGAUGACGAAUACGCUCUCUUCACCUCAUCACUAGCUGACCUCGUCGCGCCCGACCCAGCGCCCACAGAACACGAGAAGCCGUUGAUCAGCACCCGCGAGGUCCGUGCAUGGCUUCGGGGACGUUAUGCCGAAUUACCUCUCUCUGAGCUGGACGCGAUCUUGCAAUUCUUUGCACCACCUCCAGGCCAGGAAGCUGUGCUCAGCGCUGGACAGUUCUUUGCUAUCCUUCGGCUCGUGAUUCACGUUCAGAGCGGAGAUGCGGUCGACCGCAACAUGGUGUUCAUUCAGGUCCAUCCUUCGCCUUCAAAGAGCCGGCCACAGUCCCCUUUUCGAGCGCCUGCGAAUGCCUUCAAACGUACGACCGUAAAUUUUCACUCUCGUCACGCCUCAAAUUCGUCAGAUGCGCCAGGCCCAGAUACAAACCCGUUCACCCAGCUCACCUCCGACCAAGUCCACCCUGCACCGCCUUCUCACCCCGAUAACCAACGUCCCCUCAUCCCGGUGCCAUCUGUACCAAGCUCCCCAAAAUCCUCGAAUCCCUUCGUGACCCGAUCUCGGUCUAUCCACACCACGACCAAACCCGUUGCUUCCACAUCACAAACCUCCAUCUUCGCUGCCGAACCCUCUCCUUCUCAUGUUGACCGCAAGCUCCCACCCCUACCACCGCGCAAACCCGCACCCCUCAUUCCACCUCGCACCGGCUCCAUCCUUUCCGGUGCUGCUAAAUCUGCACCUCUCCCUCCUCCCGCCGCGUCCCACACCACCGCACAAGCUCACCUCAAACCUCCCGCCCCACCUCCGCCUGCCAGUAAAGUUCCGCACGCCCUGUCUCCGCUGAUGAAGCAGUCGCUGCAGGCAAGCCGAGCGGGUCAGAACGCGAAGAAGGCGGAGGCGGAGAGGGAGGCAGCCAGAGUGUUGCAGGUGUUGAAGAGCAGUUCUGCCACGUUGACCAUGAAUGGACAUGGUCACGGAAGAUCCGGAAGGAGUGGGAGUCAUAGUGGUAGCAUGAGUCCUCCCAGGGUCGGUGGUGCUUCUGGCCUGAGGAGCUCAGGCAGCCUCGGAGGAUCGAGCAGUACUAGUUUGUCUUCUUCUGCGGACGAGCACAGGUCUCCACCGCCUAUUCCUGCGAGGAAGAAAAGUACCGUGAGACGCGCUGGGGCAUACAGUCCACCGCCUUCAUCGGGCGACUCGACGAAGAGCUUCGAUCAGGUCGCUAGUGCUUCCCUGCCUUCGCUAUCGGAAUCACCUUUUAUGCCUACGACACCCAAUGCCGCACGGCGAACGUUCACCAGCCCCGCCCGAUCAUCCAAGUCACCCUCCCGUUCUCCUUCGUACUCUCCAUCACGAACGACCACCGACCUUCCUCCACCACCACCUCUUCACCCAGAUCGCAAAGUAUCGCGGAUCGGCGUCGGAGUGCCCGUCGUGAGCGAAGAAUCACCCGUCUCGCCUAGUGAUGGCAGUUCACCGAAUUCAACCCCGAGGAUGACGCGGUCAAAGUCGAUGCAUCAACCGUCCACACCGACGUUACCCCCUCCCCGACGCAAGAGACCAGAAAGCGUGCAAUAUCCGCCUUCGUCGCCUCUGCAUCCUUCUUUCUUCGCGGCUCCGGCUUCUGCGCAGCCUACGUCGUCGACAUCACCCUUCCCGAAGUUGACGCGACAUAUGAGUACGACUUCGACGACGCGGGAGCGCGAAUAUGGGGCGAAUGGGGGUGGUGGUGGUAGUGAUGGGCCGAUGAGUAUUGCGAGUUUGAGAGAGGCGUUUAGUGGGAUUGGGAAGGAUUUGGGGUUGGAUAAGGCGCGGUAUAAGGCCGAGGCGGGACUUUCGAGGCGGGGGUAUGUGCCUGGGACGAGCGUGACGCAGAGGCCGGGAGGGUUGUUCUACGAGGAGGGCAAGCAGAGGUUGGUCGAUCGGGAUGGGAGGAGUGGUUAUAAGGGACGAGGUGGUGAGAGUGGCGAGAGUUUGGAUGGUGUUGGGGUGGAUUAUGAUGGAGAUGCGGAUGUAGAUGCGGAUGGGGGGAUGGAUGAUGAUAAUCCUUAUGGUGGGAUUGAGAGGGACGAAAUGAAGUGGCCGGCUGGAGAUGGGUGGAAACCUUUACGGUAGGAUGUUUUGUGCCUUCGCAUACAUGGACUAUUAUCUCCGUUUUGCUUGGCCCACAUCUCAUCCUUCGUCUAUGCUCUCUCACUGUUCAUCGUCAACCCACCUAUUCAUGUCAUGUUCCAUCUCCCGUCCCUCUAACUGGAAUUCUACCGUCUCAUCCCACUUUAUCUUCUAUCCUAUUGCAUUCAUCUCUAACUCCGACAGUCGCACAUCGACUGUUACACCCAGAAGAUAUAUGCAUCUUCAUAAUCCAUCAUCGAUGCCCAUACUCUUCGACAUAUUCGCUGUAUAACUCUUUUUUUCGUCACCCCUUCCGCAUACUCUACAAUAAACAGACAUCAAUACUGGAUAACUUACGUACUGUAUCUAUCGGGGACAGAAGACGGCUGGAGGAGGUGGGGGCUGCAGAGAGUGGGGGCGAUGAACAAUGAACGAACGAUGAGAACUAGGAUGUGUAUGAAUAGCUUACUGUAGUUAGCAGGGAUAUUCGAUCGGAUUGUAGAUGCUUUUGUAUAGUUUCAACUAGGCUGGGUCGUGGGCUAGCUAAUAUAUAGUUCCUGGAGAACG
This is a messenger RNA of Stereum hirsutum FP-91666 SS1, 2751 nucleotides long. RefSeq lists its product as uncharacterized. The transcript has 3 exons. The record is from RefSeq and is a predicted model, not a curated record. NCBI's taxonomy places the organism in Eukaryota, Fungi, Basidiomycota, Agaricomycetes, Russulales, Stereaceae. The coding region runs from base 46 to 2187 and encodes 713 amino acids.